UCAUAUUUUCAAAGUUCAGCCACGGUCACACUUCGCAACAAAUAAUUCCAAGACAGCGGGCGGUUUAAUAGCAAAAUAUUCAAGUAAAUGUUAUUGUUUGUUGGUUUUUAGUCAAUUUACAUCAUGGGAUUCGUGCUGUCCAAGUUCCGGAAGGAAAAGUCUACGGAGGCGGUGUUGGAGGGGCUGCAGACGCAGAUCCAGGCAUUGGAGAAGUACAUGAUCAACACGGAGGAGCGGAAGCGGCGGUUCGUGACGAACUUUGUGGGCUUCACCAUCGGUGCCUAUAUCGUGGGCUUCGGACUCUGGUACUUCUUUUAUUUCCCGCCGACGCUACAGGAGUGCAUUGUGUACCUGGUGCCGCUGCUCCUCUUCCCCAUCGUUAUCAUCUUGCUGCGACGCCUGUUUACGUGGUACUUUCAGCGCAAGCUGAACAAAAAUGGCGAUAAGCUGGCAAAGCUGAAGGAAGACAAGCGCGUCCUAUUGGAGCAGGUCAUGGACAAGGAGACCUAUAAGGUGGCACUGAAUCUCUUGGAGCGCUUUGGUGAUAAGAAGCAGCUUCGCCUCGGCAGCGGCCUGCAGACACCCAACCGGCACACACUGGGCGACCGGUCGCCUCAGCCCGUCGCUCGAGCAGCUAUCGGUCAGCCCCAGCAGCAACAACAACAACAACAGCAGCGAUCGCUGACUCCAUACACUAGCGUCUAUCGAAAUAACAAUAACAAUAGUAGCACCAGUCUGAAUCGCAGCGUCAUCAGCUCGCAUUCGCUGGCGGUGACGUCAGCAUCGCCACAAGUGCGCGCCGUGCAAGAACUGCGCCGGCGAACACCUUUUCCCAUUGUGGAUGAUCGGUCGCGGAGCGCUGUGGAUCGCAUCGUGGACUUCAUCGUGGGUGAUAGUCCACAGAAUCGAUUCGGCAUGAUCUGCAAGGAGUGUCAUGGCCACAACGGAAUGCUGCCGAAGGAGGAGUACGAGUACGCUUCUUUCCGUUGUGCUUUUUGCAAUGUACUGAACCAGGCAAGGAAGGAGCGACCUGUGGCACCCCGCCUUUCGCUAGAGACCCCGACACCAGCCUCGACUAAGCGCAACGAGAGCUCUGAGAGUGAAUCAUCCGAUGAUGAGGAGUCGGAUAAGCAGGCAACAGUGCGACGAGUUCUGCUGCAGGAUGUGCCAUCGAGUCAAGGCGAUAUUGACGCCUCCUACCUUAAGGAAGACUUGGAAACGGAGGAGAGGGAGCCAGAGACAGAGACACCAGAGACUGGAUCUACUGCUGCUGCUGCUGUUAGUGGUGACGUCAGCAAAGCUGAGGUGACUGCUACUGGCAGCUCCUGAGUACACACACACAGACACAUACGUUACAGAUUUAUGCAACACCUUUAGGCGCCAGUCAAGCAAAAUUCUUGGAUUAUUUGCUUAUUAGUUUACAUAUUUAAUUUUUUAAUUGGUAAGCAAAUUUUAACUGAAUCUGUUAUUAUGAAUUUAAAUGGAAUGCGAAAUUGUUUCGAGUA
Messenger RNA from Drosophila serrata, 1505 nucleotides. RefSeq names its product zinc-ribbon metal-binding protein lunapark (gene Lnpk). Gene Ontology annotation, biological process: endoplasmic reticulum tubular network organization. Lineage: Eukaryota; Metazoa; Arthropoda; Insecta; Diptera; Drosophilidae. The record is from RefSeq and is a predicted model, not a curated record. Gene Ontology annotation, cellular component: endoplasmic reticulum tubular network.